GUUAUGCAUUUUUCAUUAAAUAUAAUAUUAAAAUCAAUUUAUUUUAAGUGGAUAGGCGGAAAUUCCGCUUAUCCUAAUCCGAAGACGCGCGGUGUACAUUUUGCUUAAAUCCAACCGUCCAUAGUGCCAUCUGUCAAGCAUCCGAACAACCACGCGGGGCAUUCCCUUUCCCCUCUCCCCGCUGAUUCCAUCCAUUCACUAUUCCUCUUUCAGAAGAUUUCUUCGUUUUUUUUAAUAAAUUUUGUAAAAUUCUGAAUGAAAUCAUUGCAGGGUCCCACAGAAGGGCAAAGAAAAAUCAAAUUAAUAGGAUUCUGAGGGACCUACCUGCAUAAUGAACAGCAGCCCGCCGGAGAUUUCCGUCACCGAUCAUGAACCUAACCGUCCGCCGUCGCCGGUACCAAACGCGGAGAAUGGCGAAGACCUAGAUUUUCAGGCUACAAAUCAAGAAGCAGAGAGCGAUGAUAAGAAGGAUAAGGAGAUGGAUGAGGAAUCGUUUUCAUACUCCUCGUCGUACUCGAACUCCGAUUCUGAAUCCGAUUUCUUCCAGAUCAAUCCGCCUGAGCUCGCCUACCCGCAGCCGACGCCCACCACCUCUAGCGAGAUCAAUGCGGAAGGCAUCGAGAAAAUCUGUAGCCCUCGUAAUAGAGAGAAGCCUUCCGGGCUCGGAAUCGAGCGACGAUCACCUGUGAUUCAAUCGAUGGUAAGGGAUCCGAACCGAAUCCCAUCUUCGAUAUUCGCGCGGAGCCCGAUGACGCCGAUGGAAUGGAGCGUAGCUUCCAAUGAGUCGUUGUUCAGCAUUCACAUGGGGAACUCGAGCUUUACGAGGGAUCAGAUGUUUUUGACGGGAAGAUCUGGGGACCUGAGGGGUUUUGCGAGCGGGACGAUGGAUUACCCAUCGCCGUGGAUUUCGCAGGAUUCGAGAUUGCCGGCGGCCGCGGCGGCGGGUGGGGUGGAGAGAAAGGAGAUGGGGGAUUUGGUGACGGAGAUAGAUGAGGCGGCGGCGGCCAGCGCGAACGCGGAGGCGAUGAGAGAAGUGAUGAGGGCGGCGGCGGAGGGGAAGGAGAGCGAGAAGAAGCUGAUGCUGGGAAGGAGCAUUUCCAGGCAUUCUGAUGGAAGCGCCACCAGCUUCGCCUUCCCAAUAUUGACAGGCGAUGGUAGAGUUGGAUCAAUAAAAGUAAAUUUUGAACCUCUAAAAGAUCAUCAGGUAAAUUCUCAAGGCAAGCGGUCGAAACUCUUCGCUGGUAAAGGAUCGACAGCUAGGAUGAGCUCCCAUCGCUCAGCCCAGAGCAGAGCCUCAGCUUCACCUCAUAGCCACUGGUUUCCAUGUUUCUUCACUUGUAAAUUUUGUUGCUGCUGUGAGUACCAUUGAAAACAUAUAAGCUUUCUGUUUGAGACA
Messenger RNA from Dendrobium catenatum, 1396 nucleotides. RefSeq lists its product as uncharacterized. The record is from RefSeq and is a predicted model, not a curated record. The transcript is spliced from 2 exons. Lineage: Eukaryota; Viridiplantae; Streptophyta; Magnoliopsida; Asparagales; Orchidaceae. Bases 332 to 1369 code for a protein of 345 amino acids.